UUUCCCUGUAGCCAGUGAAGGUAUCGUUUGGCGUGUUUUCGUCAUCAGCGAAGCUUCUUCUGUAACGUGCAGGAAUAAAUCUAUUGUAGUGAUGUUUGUUGUUUCCCUGCAAAUAUGGACUCUCAGAAUUCAUAUCUCAACUGCGCCAUAUGCCUGGAGCGUUUCAGGUACCCUGUGACCAUCCCCUGCGGCCACACCUUCUGUAAAGACUGCAUCAGCACACACUGGGACACCAGCAGCAAGUCUAACAAAAGCCCCCAUUGCCCCUUCUGCAAUCAGGAGUUCGCGUCCAGACCGGUUCUGAAGCGAAACGUGUCACUGUCGGUGCUGGCCGAGUCUGCCAACAGUACCGGCCCGUCCUGCAGGGAGCCUCUGCUGAGGUCAGGGGAUGGGGCGAGGACUUUGCUGCUCUGCGAUCGCCACAAGAAGCCCCUGGUUUAUUACUGCAGGCAGGACAAAAUGCCCGUGUGCUGCGAAUGUGGCAUCACUGAAUGCGCCAAUCACGACAAAGUCAUGCUGGAGGCAGAGAAGGAAAGUCAAGAGCUGUUGCUUGAAAGAAAGAGUAAGGAAGUGGAGAAACGGCUUGAGGACACACAAAAGAGCAUAAAUGAUUUGGUGGAGAACAUCAGUCAUGCUAAGGUGACUCUAGAACAGACUUCGUCUUGGAUGAGGGCCAAGUUCUCCUCUCUGAUCAAGAUUCUGACCGAGAAGCAGGAGGCCACGGAGCUGUUCAUCGACCAGCAGAAGGAGGAGGCCAUCACGGAGGCGCAGACGCGGCUGGCCUGCCUCCAGCACCGCUCGCAAAUCCUCCAAGUGAGCCAAGCCCAAAUAGCGGCUCUGCACGAUCUCUCCGACGCCGACCUCAUUAGGGAGUCGACGCGGGUGGAAGUGCCACGUUUCAGCGACGUUCCCACAGAGGUGUCGCCAAACCUUCUUGAUCGGCUGAACGGCGUCACAGACGUUCUGACUCGAGUCUCCAAGCUGGUUUGUGAGGAUCUGGAGAGAGCCGUGUGCACCACUGUGCUUCAGGACAACGACGGGUCUCCUCAGGACAAGAGGCCAGUACUUGCUGUGGUUCCCAGUCCAGCUACUCCGUGCCUCCCUGGUGGGAAGGAAAGCCUCAGUGCCUAUCGGUGCUCUCUGACGUUUGACCCUCGAACGGCCAACGAACACCUGUCUCUGUCUCAUGAGAAUCGGAGGGCAGAGCACCUGACCUCCGGUCCGCGCCCAGUCCCAGCUCACGAGGCUCGCUUCGACCACACCUGGCAGGUGCUCUGCUUCCAGGGCUUUAAAAAGGGACAGCACUACUGGGAGCUGGAGGUGUCCAAGCCUUGGGCCUACCUCGGGGUUACUUAUGAAACCAUCCCCAGGAAGGAGAAAGGGAAGCGGUGCAUGGUGGGUAUGAACGAACUGUCGUGGAGCCUCCAGCUGGACGAGCACCAACUCUCCGCCUGGCACAACGGCCGGCGGGAGACGCUGGUCGGCCACUCCCAUCACAGCCGCAUCGGCAUGCUGCUGGACUACGAGGCGGGGACGCUCACCUACUACGGCGACGGACAGACGAGGCUCCACGCCUUCCACUGUGCCUUCACCCAGGAGCUGUUCCCCGCCUGCUGGAUAGGGGAGGGAGUCAGCAUUACCCUCUGCUCCCCGUGAGCCUCCGGCUGAUUCGACACAGAGAAACUCAUUUUAUCUAUUUAAAAAACUUUCUCCCCUUUCUGGUUUGUGUUACUCUCACCACUUGGUGGCGACAAACUCUGAAUCCUUACAUCUUUCACUCCAUUUCAUCUAAAUGGUUUUAUGUUUCACACGUCAAAGAAAUCAACUUCAAGGUGUCUCCAGAUCAACUCGUUAUGCACCCAGCUGAUCCUCGUUUACAGCUUUUAAUGCAGGCAGAGAAGACUGAAGAAAAUGACUCCAAUGUGUUCAAACAUGGGGGUUGCCAACACUUUAUACAAUUCUUAUUUUAACUUUUUUGAAAAAUAUGUUUACCAAGAGGAGCGCAAUGACAAUUCUCGCUGUUGGUGUUUUGCAUUGACAGGACAAUUGUGAUGUUUUCAUGCAUUAUUCAAGAUGCAGCUGGAGCUAUAUCUACACAACGGACUGGCUAAUGAUAUGCUGCCAAUUUGUGCUACAAAGAGUUUCAAUUUGUCUGUUUGAAUUAACCAGCUUGAAAGGAACACUGUCAUUUGCCUUCCUGCUCCGAUAUUGCAUACAAUCAUCUUGGGCACGAAUGUGAUGCUAACCAUCUACAUUUAUCCAAACAUCUCAGUUUUCAUCUCCGACCGUAAAAAGUUUGUGCAGGAGAUGUUUAGCUUGUCCAUGUAGACAGCUGGAGGUUUUGGUUGGUUGGUUUAUUGAUUUGUCAGAAUUACCUCAGUUGGUACUGAUAGGUUUGUAGUCCAGAAGCUUCGAUGUUCAUCCAAGCAGGAGGGACAAUGAUCCUAAACAUGUCAAAACUGGAGUCUCCAUUCAUUGCCACUUUACUUGUUAAAGAGCAACUCUUUCACCUGCUGCAAAUAAAAUCCAUUUUUGUUAACAGAUUUUAAAAAGCACUGCUGAGAAAAGAGCUCUUGGACUUUGAGCAUGAAAGCAGAAACUGAUUCCUGCAGUGUGAUGUUGGAAUCUACGGCACUUUCUAGAUGUUUUCAGCACGUUUAUGACAACCAGUCAUGUUUUUUUGUUUGUUUUUUUAAGCACUUUUGCUGAGCUACGCUGUCAACCUUUGGCAUGUUGAGGUACUUGAGGCUCAGGAUUUAUAGGGAAACUGCUGUGAAUAUGCACAAAACGCUGCAAAAGAUGGAAUCAGAGCACUUUUCCUGACGUAGAAGCAUCAAUCUAGAAUGAGUUUCUCUUUUCUGUUUAAAGUAGAAAUUUUAAAUGUGACAACAAUCCUGACUGGAAAUUAAAAAAAAAAAAGCACUCCCUGUUUCAUGAGUUAAGAGCCAUUUAUUAAACUUCAAUCUAAUGCGCACAUGCUUCUGUUGAGAUCAUGCCAUUUGUUUGUUUUUUCCAUAAUUGAACCAUUCUACAGUAACUGUUCAAUAAAUUAAGUUUGAAAUACA
Poecilia reticulata (guppy) is the source of this 3065-nucleotide messenger RNA. It is a transcript of the gene trim65, whose product is annotated as tripartite motif containing 65. Gene Ontology annotation, molecular function: zinc ion binding; protein binding. The record is from RefSeq and is a predicted model, not a curated record. Lineage: Eukaryota; Metazoa; Chordata; Actinopteri; Cyprinodontiformes; Poeciliidae.